CCCACCUCCUUCGAAUGUACAGCUCCUGAAUGCGGCAAGGUCUUUUCCCGGGCCUACAAUCUGGCCUCUCACAUGAAGACUCACUCUUCGGAAAGACCCUUUCUCUGCGAAGUGUGUCCCCUUGCCUUCGCAAGACGCCAUGAUCGCGAGCGACAUGCACGUCUUCAUACAGGGGAGAAGCCAUACUCUUGCGGAAUCUGCGGCGCUGGCUUUAUGAGAAAUGAUGCUCUACACCGACACCAAAAA
Molecule: messenger RNA, 246 nt
Organism: Gamsiella multidivaricata
Lineage: Eukaryota; Fungi; Mortierellomycota; Mortierellomycetes; Mortierellales; Mortierellaceae
Exons: 1
Biological process (GO): regulation of transcription by RNA polymerase II
Cellular component (GO): nucleus
Molecular function (GO): RNA polymerase II cis-regulatory region sequence-specific DNA binding; DNA-binding transcription factor activity, RNA polymerase II-specific
Source: RefSeq, a predicted model, not a curated record